Molecule: messenger RNA, 792 nt
Organism: Cantharellus anzutake
Lineage: Eukaryota; Fungi; Basidiomycota; Agaricomycetes; Cantharellales; Hydnaceae
Exons: 3
Coding region: 1-792 (263 amino acids)
Biological process (GO): adenylate cyclase-activating G protein-coupled receptor signaling pathway
Cellular component (GO): plasma membrane
Molecular function (GO): G protein-coupled receptor activity
Source: RefSeq, a predicted model, not a curated record
AUGGAUGCUAUCCAGGGCGUUUCUUACGCCCUGUCAUUUAAAUGGGCUGUGUCUGGGGACGUGAGCCAAGAUGGAGGAUACUGUGCCGCUCAAGGGGUCCUUCAGCAAUUUGGCGAUGCAGGAACGGCCCUUUCAGCAUUUUUGGUGGCUUUACUGGUUGUUGCAUAUUAUUUUCACGUCAGCUGGAUUGUGCAUCAUCCGAAGACAGUCUCCUGUUGUCUACUUCUCCUUUUCCCUGCAUUCCUCGUCGUCCUCAUCGUUCCACCACCAUCCUUGAUCCACAACCUCUAUGGGAAUACUGGGCUUUGGUGUUGGAUAGCCCACCACAGCCCUACGAAUGCCAGGCUACAGAUUGGCGUGUGCUAUGCGCUGAUGUGGCUUGCGGCGCUCACGUCAAUUCUGGGAUACGGUUGGGUUCUCAUAGGCACCCUCCGUGGCGCCGAUGCGGCAAGACAGGAAACAGGACGCUCCGGCCAUGUGCCUGUUUAUUCAGUGGAAGAAGCCUGGAGGAUGAUGUGGUACUCCCUUGCGUAUGUUAUUGAGGUAGCGCCAAUUAGCAUCAUUCGGUUAGUGCAAUUCGGUUCAAAGGGUCCAUGCCCUAGCGUAGGACCCGGGUGGAUCAUUUUUGCCGUGGCCGUAUAUGGCGCAUCGGGCCUCAUCAACACUGGCCUUUGGCUAACGACAGGACGCCGCUUCGGAUUCGCAACCGAAGAGGAGCGAAGGAAAACUUCUGAACCCAACCACUCCGAGCCUGACGGGAACGGCAGUGUACCACCCUCACUGAAGGUGUGA